Molecule: messenger RNA, 5148 nt
Organism: Raphanus sativus (radish)
Lineage: Eukaryota; Viridiplantae; Streptophyta; Magnoliopsida; Brassicales; Brassicaceae
Biological process (GO): protein retention in Golgi apparatus; protein targeting to vacuole
Cellular component (GO): extrinsic component of membrane
Source: RefSeq, a predicted model, not a curated record
AUUCCAAGAACGUCUGGAUUGUCUUCACACCAGUAUACUGGAGUUAUACGUCUAUCUCCCAAUCAGACGUCCCCAUCGGAUCCCGUGCUUCGCCAGCAAUGUGCACGUACUUGUGGAAGUGUUUCAAAUAUGUUUUCCUCUGAACUGGAAGUCGUUGACUGGAGUGAAAUAUUUUUCUUCAAAAUUGACUCCCUGGAUGACUAUAGCUUGGAAUUAAUUGUGACAGACAUCGGAAAUGGCGCACCUGUUGGCACUUUUUCAGCUCCGUUGAAGCAGAUAGCACGAGAUAUGAAGGACAACCUAUACCAGCAUAAUUAUGCCAAUGACCUUGUCUGGUUAGACUUGUCCACAACUGAAACCAUGAGCAUGGACCAAGGGGAUCAAAGAAAGAACUGCGGAAAAAUAAGAUGUGCUGUACUGUUGCCAGCUAAAUUGAAAAUGUUGGACCAAAGCAAAUCCUCAAGUGAAAAAAAAUCUGGAUUUAUUCAAGUAAGUCCUAGCAUUGAGGGACCUUGGACGACAGUGAGGCUGAAUUACGCUUCGCCUGCUGCUUGCUGGCGAUUGGGAAAUGAUGUCGUUGCAAGUCAAGUUAGUAUGGAGGAUGGAAACAGAUACGUAAAUGUCAGGUCUCUAGUUUCGGUGGAAAACAACACUGACUUCCUUCUUGAUAUCUGUCUGGAGGCCAAAGCCCGUUCAUUUCCAGAUAUAUCAAUUGGGUUGCUGAAACCUGGCGAUACAUUGCCGGUUCCGUUAUCAGGAUUGACACAGUCUGCAUCGUAUGUUCUGAAGCUGAAGUGUGUAAUGCGUGAUGGUUCUGAUGAAUAUUCUUGGAGUUAUGUGGUUUCAAGGCCUGGGGAACCAGAGGUUGCUUGUGAAUCAGAGUCUGAAAUAUGUAUAUCUUCUCUUACUGAAUCUGAGCACUUGCUAUGCUGUACUCAGAUAAGCAGUACUUCCGGAGACAAUAAAAAAUUAUGGUUCUGUUUGAAAACCCAAGCAACAGAAAUCGCAAAGGAUAUACGUUCGGACCCAAUUCAAGACUGGACUCUUGUGGUCAAAUCACCGUUUUCUAUAGCAAAUUGUCUUCCAUUUGGAGCUGAGUACUCAGUGCUUGAGAAGCAAGCCAGUGGUCAUUGUAUUGAUCAAUGCAGAGAUGUCUUUGGUUCUGGGGAAACUGUGAAGGUGCAUACUGUCGAUAUAAGGAACCCUUUAUACUUUACUUUGCUGCCACAAAGAGGAUGGCUACCAAUGCAUGAUGCUGUCCUUAUAUCUCACCCAACUGAUGUCCCUGCAAAGACAAUUAGCCUAAGAAGUUCUGCCACUGGAAGGAUUGCUCAAAUAAUACUGGAGCAAAAUUAUGAUGACCAGCAGAAAGUUUUGACGAAGAUGAUCAGAAUCUACGCUCCAUUCUGGUUUUCGAUUGCGAAGUGUCCCGCGCUUACACUUAGACUUCUAGAUCUGCCAGGGAAUAAGAAAACAAAAAAAAUUGGUCUUCCAUUUCGAAAUAAAAAAAAUGACGAAGUAGUCCCGGUGGAGAUAACUGAAGAAGACAUAUAUGAAGAUCAUACAAUUGCUUCUAAUUUGAAUUUCAAACAUAUGAGCCUUUCAGUGUCUAUAUCUCAAUCUGGCAAUCAGCAACAUGGUCCUGCAAAAGAUCUUUCUGCCCUUGGUGACAUGGAUGGAUCUUUGGAUGUGGAUGCGUAUGAUCCCGAAGGAAAAUGCAUGCGGCUAUUUCUAUCUACAAAACCUUGCGGUUAUCAGUCAGUUCCUACAAAGAUCAUAUCUGUACGACCAUUCAUGACAUUCACCAACAGGAUCGGUGAAGACAUAUAUAUUAAACUGAACAGUGAUGAUGAACCAAAAGUACUCGGUGCAUAUGAUUCGAGGGUCUCCUUUGUUUUCCAACCAAGUGGGAGAGAUGAACUUCAGGUGCGGUUAAGAGAAACAGACUGGUCAUUUCCUAUUCAAGUUGCUCGAGAAGACACAAUUGUUCUUGUAUUAAGGAGUCAAAGUGGUGCUCGUAGAUUUUUGAAAGCAGAGAUACGAGGAUUUGAAGAAGGUUCACGUUUUAUAGUUGUAUUUCGACUUGGACCAAGCAAUGGUCCUAUGAGGGUUGAGAAUAGAACAACUGUCAAAAGAAUCAGUGUCCGCCAAUCUGGUUUUAGUGAAGAUUCGUGGGUUUUGUUGGAACCUCUUACCACAGUAAAUUUUGCUUGGGAAGAUCCUUAUGGUCAGAAAUUUUUGGAUGCUAAGGUUGAAAGUGACCACCGCGCUGGGGUUUUUAGACUAGACAUGGAAAAUAGUGUUGUGGAUUCUGAAUUGUGUAGGGACUUAGAGGUGAACUUUCAUGUUAAAGAAGUAGGUGACAUCAAGAUUGCUAGAUUCACUGAUGAUGACAGUACGUCACAGAGUCCUCAUGAAAUCAUAUCUUUGACAUCGGUUGGGAAUCAUGGAUAUUCUACUUCUCAGACACCUUCAGAACACAAGACCACCACUCUGGAGUUCAUUGUCGAAAUGGGACUAGUGGGGAUCUCACUUGUAGAUCACACGCCAAAAGAGCUAUCAUAUUUUUAUCUUGAAAAAGUUUUCGUAUCGUACUCUACUGGGUAUGAUGAGGGAAGGACUAGCAGGUUCAAAGUCAUACUGGGCCAUUUACAGAUUGAUAACCAGCUACCUCUAACUCUAAUGCCAGUACUAUUGGCACCAGAUAAAGCUGGAGAUAGUCAUCAACCCGUGCUUAAGAUGACAAUUACAAUGUGUAAUGAAGAAACUGAUGGCACCCAAGUGUAUCCAUAUGUAUAUGUACGGGUGACAGAUAAUACCUGGCGACUAAACAUUCACGAGCCUAUCAUUUGGGCUUCGUCUGAAUUCUACAAUAAGCUCCAGAUGGAUCGUCUCCCGAAAAGUUCUAGUGUCGCGCAAGUUGAUCCUGAGAUACAUAUAAACCUCAUAGAUGUUUCAGAGGUAAGGCUGAAGGUCUCACUGGAAACAGCGCCAGCUCAGAGGCCUCAUGGAAUUCUGGGUGUUUGGAGUCCGAUUUUGUCUGCUGUUGGAAAUGCAUUUAAAAUUCAGGUCCAUCUGAGGAGAGUAAUGCACAGAGAUCGGUUCAUACGGAAAAGUUCAAUACUUCCAGCCAUUGGGAAUCGUAUAUGGAGAGAUCUGAUCCACAAUCCUUUACAUUUGAUUUUCUCAGUAGAUGUUUUGGGUAUGACUAGCUCAACAUUGGCUUCUCUUAGUAGAGGAUUUGCGGCGCUUUCAACUGAUGGUCAAUUCCUGCAACUGAGGGAAAGACAGGUUUGGUCGAGGAGGAUCACUGGUGUAGGUGAUGCUUUUGUUCAAGGAACGGAAGCCCUAGCACAAGGUGUUGCCUUCGGAGUAUCAGGAGUUGUUACGAAGCCGGUAGAGAGUGCCCGACAAAAUGGUAUCUUAGGGUUUGCCCAUGGGGUAGGACGGGCUUUCCUAGGAUUUUUCGUACAACCGAUGAGUGGUGCAUUAGAUUUUUUCUCAUUGACCGUUGAUGGAAUUGGAGCAAGUUGCACCCGAUGUUUGGAGGUUUUGAGCAACAGGACUGCGUUGGAGAGAAUUAGAAAUCCUCGUGCAGUUCAUGCUGAUGGUAUACUCAGGGAAUAUGACGAGAGGGAAGCUAUAGGCCAGAUGCUCCUGCACCUAGCAGAAGCAAGUCGGCAUUUUGGCUGUACAGAGAUAUUCAGGGAACCCUCAAAAUUCGCUUUAUCUGAUUGCUAUGAAGAACAUUUCCUUGUUCCAUACAAACGCAUUGUCAUUGUGACAAACAAGAGGGUUGUGCUAUUGCAGUGCUCUGAUAUGGAUAAGAUGGAUAAGAAACCCAGCAAGAUCAUGUGGGAUGUGCCUUGGGAGGAACUUAUGGCGUUGGAAUUGGCAAAGGCAGGUGGCCAAAGGCCCUCGCAUCUCAUACUGCAUCUGAAGACCUUUCAGAAGUCAGAGAGCUUUGCUCAGGUUAUUAAGUGCAGCGUGUCGGAAGAAUCAGAUGUACUAGAACCCCAAGCUGUUCGAAUUUGUUCAGUAGUGCGAAAAAUGUGGAAAGCAUAUCAGUCCAACAUGAAAAAUCAUGUUCUCAAGGUUCCUUCAAGCCAGAGACAUGUGUAUUUUGCUUGGAAUGAGGCUGAUGGGAGAGACUCGAAAUCGUACAGCAACAAGGCUAUUAUAAAAUCGAGAGAACUUUCUUCUUCCUCAAAUUCUGUCUCGGAUGAUAGGAAGUUUGUCAAACAUACUAUCAAUUUCUCAAAAAUCUGGAGUAGUGAGCGAGAAUCCAAAGGUCGAUGUACUCUGUGCAAAAAGCAGGUUUCUGAAGAUGGAGGAGUGUGCACUAUAUGGAGACCCAGUUGUCCAGAGGGAUUUGUGUCAGUAGGUGAUGUAGCUCAUGUUGGUAGCCAUCCUCCAAAUGUUGCUGCUGUUUACAAUAACACCGAGGGAGUGUUUGCACUUCCAGUGGGUUAUGACCUCGUGUGGAGGAACUGCUUAGAUGAUUACGUAAGUCCUGUGUCGAUCUGGCAUCCUCGGGCUCCUGAAGGAUUCGUAUCUCCUGGAUGCGUUGCAGUUGCUAGUUUCAAGGAGCCAGAGCCCAACACAGUGUAUUGCAUGCCGACGUCUCUGGCUGAGCAGACGGAGUUUGAGGAACAGAAGGUUUGGUCGUCACCUGACUCGUAUCCGUGGGCAUGCCACAUAUACCAGGUCAGGAGUGACGCACUACACUUCAUGGCUCUGAGGCAAACCAAAGAAGAGUCUGAUUGGAGAGCCAUUAGAGUUCGAGAUGAUUACAGAUCCAUGGAAUCUGAAUCUGCAAGGAACUUGCGUAUAGAAUGAAUCUUUUCCACACAUUUUCGUUUGCUUUUGGAAAGAAGAUUAUGCUUCUUGUAAAGAUCUAGACUUUGCAAAACAGGGAGAGGUUUCUGUGUUUUUUUUUCCUUUUGGGGUUUUCGUCAAAGAUAGCUUUUGCGUUGAUCUGUUUAAAAUUUGUGUGUAUAACAGAGUUAGGCAUUCUCGGAAGGAUCUAUCUGUACACUUUGCUCUUUGUUACAAAACCCAAAUGUUUUUGAGUUUUUUUCUCAAAACAUGAAUGCUUCUCAUCUUUUACAUUCGAGUUUCUUUUAAUAAUAAGAAGAAUCCUUUGUU